Sphaeroforma arctica JP610 is the source of this 207-nucleotide messenger RNA. RefSeq lists its product as hypothetical. NCBI's taxonomy places the organism in Eukaryota, Ichthyosporea, Ichthyophonida. The transcript has a single exon. The record is from RefSeq and is a predicted model, not a curated record. The annotation marks the transcript as partial.
GUGAACCUCAACGGUGUCUACAAAAAGCAAAUACUCGACGUCUACGAACGCGUAGUUGACUUGUUGAAGCAAGACGUCCAGACACCAGAUAUGCAGGCGGAAGCGAAUGCUCUGUGUGCACCUGAUCUGUUGGACAAGCUACAGUUGGAUAUGUUUGAUUUGCUUCACGACAACACCUACAGCGUAUGUGGUAGUAGUUGCUGCUAA